AUGAGCUCGGUGCGGCGCCGGGAUGGGCUCCGGCUGCCGGCAGCCCCGCAGAGCCGCGGUCCGGCUCCUCCCUCUCUGCCCGGCUCCUCCUCCCGUCCUGGAGCAUCCUCAGGGUACAGGUUACGGUUUACAGCUUUCAGGUUACAGCUUACAGGUUACAGGUACAGGUUACAGGUUACAGUUUGCCCCGGCGGGGCCAAGGGCGGGGCAGAGGGACGGGAUGUGGGACAGGCUCCUCCCGGGGGCGGCUCCGCGGAUCCUCGUCCGGCUCUCCCGGCUCGCCGGCAUCCCCGUAUCCCCCGAGCCGUGUGUUCUGCGCUGCAGGGCGCCAUGGGGUUCGUCGUGUCGAAGGCCAUGAACGACAGCCUGAAAGGGCAGCAGGAGUUUAUGCGGCUGCAGCUGGAAAGGCAAUUAAUACUUCAGAACCUGAUGAGAGAGAGACAAACAGCCAUGCAGAUUGCUUGGACACGAGAAUUUCUCAAAUAUUUUGGGACAUUUUUUGGACUUGCUGCUGUGGUUUUAACAACUGGAGCAGUAAAAAGGAAGAACCCAGCAGUUUUACUGCCAAUACUUCCCUUAAGCUUUGUAUUUUCCUAUCAAUAUGAUAUGGGAUAUGGGACGCUGUUGCAAAGGAUUAAAGGUGAAGCAGAGAACAUACUUGACACACAGAGCAGUUUGCUAGAAUUGCCAAAAGGACCUCUCACAUUUGAAGACUUGGAGAAAAUCAGAAUAUCUCAGAGCAAUUUCUUCACAGAAAAAUAAGAAGAUGGUAUUAAAGCUACAUAUCUGAAAAGUGAUUAUAGUACUGCAUUUCAACAUAAAUAAAUAAUUAAAUUUUAAUUUGAAAUUUAAUUUAAUUUAAUUUAAUUAAUAAAAUUAUGAGCUCUUAUAAAAUCAAAAUUGAAUUAUUUUUUAAGAAUUAGUACUUUCUAAAACAAUUGGUUUCAUAUUAUAUGGAUCACUUAAAAAUAUUCAUUAUUCUGUAGUAUAUUUUCCUUGUUUAUAGUUAAAUAUUAAAUUUGCAUUGACUAUUCAGAGUCUAAAAAUAACUUCCACCUGUAGUAAAAAUGUCUGGUACUGACCAAACUCGGUAUAAUUCAUAAAUAUAUGGUAAUUUGUAGUUACAAGUUUGUAUUAAUAUAUAAAUUAUAUAAAUAAAUAUGUACAGUUUUCAAAUAUAUUUCAGGAUACAUAGCUCAAUUUGAAGUCAUGAGCAGGCAGAUAAUUUAUUUAAAAAAUAAGACACUUUUUAUUUACUUUUCUGUAGGCAGUGAACGCACCAUCUCUGCUUCAAAUUCUAGAAUAAACAGCUUUUAUCAGAAGGAGGUUCAGAAGUAAACACAUAACUUGCUAACUGUGUGUUUUACUCAUGGGGAAAACUGUGUUAAAGCAUGAGCAGAGAUAGUUUCUGAAAAAGAGGAAAUAAAUUAUGUAGCUAUUUCCUGAAUCUUUUUAAUGCUUGUUCGAUAUUUUGAAACUCAGGAUAAUUUGUUUUUUGGUAAUUGAAAUCAGAGUUUCACUACUAAGAUGAAUAUUAACUUCAGCUAACAGCAAGCAAAAUUAUUAAUGUAUAUUUUUGUAAUGGGUAGAUCCAAGUGGCCUUACAAGUACUGGAAAACUGAGGGAUUUUUUUGCAUGCCUUAAUUCCAGCAUGGUAUACCGAGAAUGUAGUUUUAGUACACUUUAAUGUUCUGAUGUCACACUUGGAAAAAAAUGAAUCUUUCUGUAUUGCAAAUCUUGUUCAGGAACAGAUUAUUUUGUGUUUUGAAUGGAAAUUCUUCUAGCAUUAAUCUAAUUGUGGAAAGAAAAACAAAUGCUCAAAAAGUAUUCAAAAAUUAAUUAAGCCGAAGUCUGUACUGACAAUUUGUUGACUUAAAAAUUAAAUUCCCACUGGAGAUAAAUGCCCCAAAUAUGAUUUUGAAGACUACUUAACUAAACUUAGAAUAUUGUUACAGUAAGACAGGCAAAUAUAUAAUGAAACAAAAGCUUCUCAAUAUAGAAGAAAUUAAUAGCACAGUUUCCACAGUUUGUCUUCUGAAAGUGCAUUCACUUCUGCAUUGUCACUUCUGUAAUUGGUUCUGUCCUCUACAUGUUAACAAUGCCUAGUCUGUAACUGAUUUCAAGUGUGAUGCUUUAAUAGUCAGUGUAAUAAAAUGAACACAAGUACUCCA
Messenger RNA from Oenanthe melanoleuca, 2171 nucleotides. It is a transcript of the gene PLGRKT, whose product is annotated as plasminogen receptor with a C-terminal lysine. Gene Ontology annotation, biological process: positive regulation of plasminogen activation. Gene Ontology annotation, cellular component: plasma membrane. The record is from RefSeq and is a predicted model, not a curated record. NCBI's taxonomy places the organism in Eukaryota, Metazoa, Chordata, Aves, Passeriformes, Muscicapidae. The transcript has 5 exons. Bases 1 to 762 code for a protein of 253 amino acids.